AUGGGUGUUCAAACCAUAACAAGAGCAAAGAGAAAAGCAAAAAGAAUGAAUGAAGGCCACUACAUAGAUCAGUACAACAACCUUGCUGCUUACAUGAAGGAAUUAUUGAGAAGUAAUCCGGGUUCAACUGUGGAGAUCAAGACUUGUAUGGAUGGUGACAUAAGGAGAUUUCAGAGGAUGUACAUUUGUUUUGCAGCAUGCAAGAAUGGGUGGAAGAAUGGCUACAGGCCUAUAAUUGGUUUGGAUGGGUGUCACAUAAAAGGGCACCAUCCUGGACAGCUAUUGGCAGCAGUUGGCAUAGAUUCAAACAAUGGGAUGUUUCCAAUUGCAUAUGCCAUUGCUGAGAAAAGGGAUAGCAGCUACACAUUCAUCACAUAUAAGCAAAAAGGGCUGGGAAAUGCAAUUGCAGGUUGGUUUCCAAAUGCUGAACACAGACACUGUGUUAGGCAUAUGUAUAACAAUUUCAAGGCCAAGCAUCCAGGGGAGGGGCUAAAACAAUUGGUUUGGAAUGCAGCAAGAUCAAGCACUGUGGUGUGGUUCAACAAGCAUAUGGCUGAUCUAAGGGAGCUAAGUGAGGGAGCUUGGUCUUGGUUUCAGGACAAGAAUCUAGCACAAUGGUCUAGGGCUUACUUAAAGAUGAGUCUAGCCAUUCUGCCAGCUAGAGAUAAGCCUAUCCUAACAAUGUUAGAAAAGAUUAGAAUGGAUAUGAUGGUGAGGCAAUCAAAUAGAAGAGUGGCUUGUGAAAGGUGGAAGGAUUUGGUUGGACCAAGAAUCAAGAAGAUCAUUGACAAGAUUGGUCAGAGAGCAACUGAAUACAGAGCACAUAGAGCUGGGGAGUUCAUAUUUCAGAUCACUGGCUGUGGAGAGCAUGGCAGCAAGCAUGCUGUAGAUCUGGGCCUCCAUACUUGCACCUGUAAGAGGUGGCAGCUGAGUGGGCUACCCUGUGUUCAUGCCGUCUGUGCAUUAAGGUUCAAGAAAUAG
Molecule: messenger RNA, 981 nt
Organism: Rosa rugosa (rugosa rose)
Lineage: Eukaryota; Viridiplantae; Streptophyta; Magnoliopsida; Rosales; Rosaceae
Exons: 4
Coding region: 1-981 (326 amino acids)
Molecular function (GO): zinc ion binding
Source: RefSeq, a predicted model, not a curated record